Messenger RNA from Fomitiporia mediterranea MF3/22, 1787 nucleotides. RefSeq names its product pyruvate kinase. Gene Ontology annotation, molecular function: magnesium ion binding; pyruvate kinase activity; potassium ion binding. Gene Ontology annotation, biological process: glycolytic process. The transcript is spliced from 14 exons. The coding region runs from base 60 to 1652 and encodes 530 amino acids. NCBI's taxonomy places the organism in Eukaryota, Fungi, Basidiomycota, Agaricomycetes, Hymenochaetales, Hymenochaetaceae. Gene Ontology annotation, cellular component: cytoplasm. The record is from RefSeq and is a predicted model, not a curated record.
UAAUUCUCGCCACUGAUCCCCAAUUGCUGCUGCAGAUUGAAUCGAUCGUAUAGACCAAUAUGUCAGUACCUGUGACGUCGAACCUCGAAUGGUUGUCGUCGCUUUCACCCAUCAACGCUGCCGUCCCCACUGAGGAGACGAAGUUCUUGCGCAAAACGGCAAUCAUCGCCACAAUCGGUCCAAAGACGAACAGCGUAGAAAAGAUCGCAGAGCUCAGGAAGGCUGGCGUUAAUAUCAUUCGCAUGAACUUUUCUCAUGGUUCAUAUGAGUACCACCAGAGCGUCGUUGACAAUACUAGGAAGGCUGCCGAGUUGGAUCCCGAAGGUCGCCCACUUGCGAUUGCGCUGGAUACUAAAGGCCCGGAGAUCCGUACGGGCCUGAUAAAAGACAAUCAGGAUAUCCCAAUCAAAGCUGGUCACGAAUUCAUCGUCAGCACUGACGACAAGUAUGCUGAGAUCGGUGACGACAAAGUCCUUUAUGUGGAUUACAAAAACUUGCCCAAGGUCACUGCUCCUGGCAAGCUCAUCUAUGUUGAUGACGGUAUUCUGUCUCUCCUUGUUCUCUCAAUUGAUGGAUCGAACGUUCGUGUCCGGUGCCUGAACAAUGGAGUACUCUCCUCUCGCAAGGGUGUCAACCUCCCGAAGACUGACGUCGACCUCCCUGCUCUGUCUGCUAAAGACAAGGCCGAUCUCGAGUUCGGUGUCAAGAAUGGUGUUGACAUGAUCUUUGCAUCUUUUAUCCGCCGUGCUCAAGAUGUCCUUGACAUCCGCAACGUACUUGGCCCGAACGGAGCCAGCAUUAAGAUCAUUGUGAAGAUCGAGAACGAGCAGGGUGUUGCUAACUUUGACGAGAUCCUUGACGUCACAGACGGCGUUAUGGUCGCCCGUGGGGAUCUCGGCAUUGAGAUCCCUGCGAGUCAGGUCUUCUUAGCACAGAAGAUGAUGAUCGCGAAGUGCAAUAAGGUGGGCAAGCCUGUGAUUUGCGCGACACAGAUGCUUGAGUCCAUGACCUACAACCCUCGCCCGACCCGGGCUGAAGUUAGCGACGUAGCUAACGCUGUAUUGGACGGCGCUGACUGUGUCAUGUUAUCGGGAGAGACAGCUAAGGGCGCGUACCCGAUCCAGGCUGUUCUUAUGAUGGCCGAGACUUGUUACCUCGCAGAAUCUGCUAUUUGCUAUCCACCAUUGUAUGAUGAGCUGCGCAAUUCGCAGAAACGUCCCACGGAAACCGCCGAGACUGUUGCAAUGGCGGCGGUUGCCGCUGCCGCUGAGCAGAACGCAGGUGCAAUCCUUGUUCUGUCAACGAGUGGAAACACUGCGCGCCUAAUUUCGAAGUACAGGCCGAGUGUUCCGAUCAUUACAGUGACGCGGAACCAACAAACUGCGCGCCAAAUUCACCUACACCGUGGAUGCUACCCAAUGUGGUACCCAGAGCCUCGUGGGAUCCAAGCUCAUCAGUGGCAGACCGAUGUCGAUAAUCGUAUCAGAUUCGGCCUUAGGAGGGCGCUGGCACUAAACAUCAUCAAGGUGAACACGCCCGUCAUCGCUGUGCAGGGAUGGAAAGGUGGGCUUGGCCACACGAACACGCUGCGUGUGCUGUCUGUGCCGGCAGAUAAUGCGGACCUUGAGCUCCAGCCUCUUGAGACGCACUGAGCGAGAGAGUGAGACAGGUUUGUGUAGAAAGAGAUUUAGUUUAGAACGAGCAUCAAAAGCGACUGUAGCUAUCGACUGUAGAGACGUGUGCUAAAUAAGUACAGCACAUUGCACAAUUCCAUAUUUUUGCCAGCC